Molecule: messenger RNA, 768 nt
Organism: Thlaspi arvense
Lineage: Eukaryota; Viridiplantae; Streptophyta; Magnoliopsida; Brassicales; Brassicaceae
Source: the annotation of a GenBank genome assembly
AUGGUUGAAGCCGAACGUCCUUGGAAAAUUCAAAAGAGAGCCUGUGAAGACAGAAUCAGUUCGUUGCCCGACGAUUUGCUCAUACAGAUAUUAUUGCGUGUUCCGACUGAAGAUGCAGUGGCCACGACGUUUUUGUCAAAACGGUGGCGAUAUGUCUGGACGAUGUUGCCUAGACUUGUCUACAUAGAAUCAGAGCAAAGCAAGAGCGUUUGGUGGUUACUUGACCAGUCCAUACGAUUUUACCAAGCGCCUAUAUUAGAACGUUUGUGUAUUAUACUCGGUCCACUAUGUCCUGUUGAUGUUGAUGUUGUAAAUUGGCUUGCAAAAGCAGUUGAGUGCUGCGUACGUAACCUAGUGUUCGCGCUCCAUUGGAAAAGCGAGCCGAUCAGAAUGCCGAACACCCUUUACACAUGCAACACGCUUGCGAGUUUGACUCUCUCCAACAAAAUUCUUGUGGAUGCUCCUUCUCCGGUUUCUCUCCCAUCACUUACACAACUUGAGCUUAGACAUGUUGCGUACAAAGACGAAGAUUCUCAAGUUAGGCUUUUAUCAGGUUGCCCCGUUCUCAAGCAUCUUGUCGUGCUUCGACACGCUGAUGGGGAUGUGGAUGAUAAUGUGAGAAAGUUUAGUGUGAAAGUGCCUUCUUUAAAGAAACUACUCUAUUCGUUUAUUCAACUAAACAAUACUGAUUACUCUUUGGUUAUAGACAACCCGGCUUUAAUGUACUUACACAUCCGUGAUAGUUCGGAAGAAUCUUACUCCAUAUAG